Molecule: messenger RNA, 1785 nt
Organism: Sporothrix brasiliensis 5110
Lineage: Eukaryota; Fungi; Ascomycota; Sordariomycetes; Ophiostomatales; Ophiostomataceae
Product: phosphoribosylaminoimidazolecarboxamide formyltransferase
Exons: 3
Coding region: 1-1785 (594 amino acids)
Biological process (GO): 'de novo' IMP biosynthetic process
Cellular component (GO): cytosol
Molecular function (GO): phosphoribosylaminoimidazolecarboxamide formyltransferase activity; IMP cyclohydrolase activity
Source: RefSeq, a predicted model, not a curated record
AUGGCCAGCCAAAGAAUUGCCAUCAUCUCGGUCUAUGACAAGACCGGGCUGUUGGACCUGGCCAAGGGCCUCAUCAAGAACAAUGUCCGCAUCCUGGCUUCGGGCGGCACGUCCAAGAUGAUCCGCGAGUCGGGUUUCCCCGUCGAGGACAUCUCGUCCAUCACCAAGGCCCCCGAGAUGCUUGCGGGCCGCGUCAAGACGCUGCACCCCGCUGUCCACGCCGGUAUCCUGGCGCGUGACCUGGCCUCCGACGAGAAGGAUCUGGCUGAGCAGAACAUCGAAAAGGUCGACUACGUCAUCUGCAAUCUGUAUCCCUUCAAGGACACCGUCUCCAAGAUCAACGUGACGGUACCCGAGGCCGUCGAGGAGAUUGACAUUGGUGGCGUCACCCUCAUCCGCGCGGCAGCCAAGAACCACUCCCGUGUCACCAUCCUCAGCGAUCCCACCGACUACGCCGAAUUCAUCAGUGAGCUCGAGGCCGGCGAGGUUAAGGAGACCAGCCGCAAGCUGUACGCCCUCAAGGCGUUUGAACACACUGCCGACUACGACGCCGCCAUCUCUGACUUCUUCCGCAAGCAGUACGCCGGCGACGGCUUCCAGCACUUGGCCCUGCGCUACGGUGCCAACCCCCACCAGAAGCCCGCUGCUGCCUACGUCAAGGAGGGUCGCCUGCCCUUCACUGUCUUGAGCGGCGCCCCCGGCUACAUCAACCUGCUCGACGCCCUGAACGCCUGGCCCCUUGUCAAGGAGCUCAAGGAGGCGCUGGGUCUGCCGGCCGCGGCAUCCUUCAAGCACGUGUCGCCCGCUGGUGCUGCGAUUGGCACGCCCCUGAGCGCCGACGAGCGCAAGGUCUACAUGGUCAACGACAUUGCCGGCAUCGAGACCUCGGCUCUGGCCCAGGCCUACGCCCGUGCGCGCGGUGCUGACCGCAUGAGCAGCUUUGGCGACAUGAUCGCACUGAGCGACACGGUCGACGUGGCCACCGCCUCCAUCAUCGGCAAGGAGGUGUCGGACGGCGUGAUCGCGCCCGGCUACGAGCCAGAGGCCCUGGCCAUUCUGCAGAAGAAGAAGGGCGGCCGCUACCUGGUGCUGCAGAUCGACCCCGAGUACUCGCCUCCCGCCCGCGAGACCCGCACGGUCUACGGUGUCACCCUGGCGCAGCACCGCAACGACGUCGUCAUCUCGCCAAAGUCGUUCAGUACCAUCAUCACACCAAAAGACGCCGGGGCCCUGCCCGAGUCGGCCCUGCGCGAUCUGACGGUUGCCACCAUUGCGCUCAAGUACACCCAGAGCAACUCGGUGUGCUACGCCGCGCGCGGUCAGGUGGUCGGCCUCGGUGCUGGCCAGCAGUCGCGCAUUCACUGCACGCGCCUGGCCGGUGACAAGGCCGACAACUGGUGGCUGCGCUUCCAUCCGCGCGUGCUGGGCAUCCAGUGGAAGAAGGGCACCAAGCGUCCGGAUAGGAGCAACGCAAUUGACCUGCUGGUCAGCGGCCAGCUGCCCAAGUCGGGCUCGGAGCGCGAGGCCUUUGAGGCUGUCUUUGAGACCGUCCCGGCCGCUUUUACCGAUGCCGAGCGCGAGGAGUGGCUGGCCACUCUGACGGACGUUGCCGUCUCCAGUGAUGCAUUCUUCCCCUUCAUCGACAACGUCUACCGCGCAGCUCGGUCAGGAGUCAAGUACAUUGCUGCGCCCGGCGGCAGCCAGAACGACCAACCCGUGUUCGACACGGCCGAGAAGCUGGGAAUCACCUUUGUUGAGCAGAACAUCCGCCUGUUCCAUCAUUAA